Gopherus evgoodei (Goodes thornscrub tortoise) is the source of this 4896-nucleotide messenger RNA. RefSeq names its product ATP binding cassette subfamily G member 4 (gene ABCG4). The transcript is spliced from 15 exons. Lineage: Eukaryota; Metazoa; Chordata; Testudines; Testudinidae. Gene Ontology annotation, molecular function: ATP binding; ATP hydrolysis activity; ABC-type transporter activity. The coding region runs from base 562 to 2478 and encodes 638 amino acids. The record is from RefSeq and is a predicted model, not a curated record. Gene Ontology annotation, cellular component: plasma membrane.
UAGACAGCGCUUGGGUUACUGCCCCUUUAAGAGAGGCUGAUGUGUUGGCUAGGGAAGUAAGACCUGCCUGGAAAGCCCAGCCUCCUGUUUUCUGGCAUUCCGCAGAAGCUGGGACCCUGCUGGAAAGGACCCAAGGGAUGGAUGGAGGCAGCCGGGUUCCUAGCCGGCUGCCUGGGUGAGAAAGCAGCCCAGCCAGCCUCACCGGCUAGGCAAUGGGGAAGCCAGGCAGCUGGGGGCUGAUUGCUUGCAGCGGGUAACGUGCACAUCCCCGGGAAGCUGCAAAGGUGAUGGGAGGCUGGUGCCUGCAGUAACCUGGCAGUCUCCUCAUUGCGCCGGCCUCUCCCCGGGUGCAUGCUCAGCCCGGGCGCCGGCGCCUACAGCUCCCUCCCCGAGCCGCGGCCACCGCGGGCAGGACACACCGCCUCUUUGUCUGCAAAGGCGAAGGUGAGGGCGUUUGCACGGAGACACGCCGCCUCAUGCCGGCGGCGCGGGGCGCUAGAUCCGUCGGCUCUGCAAGGAUCGGGAGCUGGGCUCAGCCCGUAACGCGCUAAGAGCGCCGCCAUGGCUGAGAAGGGGAUCGACCCAACCUGCGUCUCCAUCGCCUUGGAGGACUCUGUGUGCAAUGCUGGCUCCCAGGACGCACCUCUCCUGAAGAAGGUGGAGAAUCACAUCACAGAGGCGCAGCGGUUCUCGCACCUGCCCAAGCGUUCCGCUGUGGACAUCGAGUUCGUUGACCUGUCCUACUCCGUCCGUGAGGGCUCCUGGUGGAGAAAGAGAGGGUACAAAACCCUCCUGAAAUGCCUGUCCGGGAAAUUCUGCCGGCGCGAGCUCAUUGGGAUAAUGGGUCCCUCAGGUGCUGGGAAAUCCACGCUCAUGAACAUCCUGGCUGGUUACAGGGAGACGGGGAUGAAGGGCCAGAUCCUGGUGAACGGCCGGCCGCGGGACCUGCGCACCUUCCGCAAGAUGUCCUGCUACAUCAUGCAGGACGACAUGCUGCUGCCACACCUGACCGUGCUGGAGGCCAUGAUGGUCUCUGCUAACCUGAAGCUGAAUGAGAAGCAGGAGGUAAAGAAGGAGCUGGUGCAGGAGAUCCUAACGGCGCUGGGGCUGCUGGAGUGCUCCUACACCCGCACCAUGUCGCUGUCCGGCGGGCAGCGCAAGCGUCUCGCCAUCGCCCUGGAGCUGGUCAACAACCCACCUGUCAUGUUCUUCGAUGAGCCAACCAGUGGCCUGGACAGCGCCUCCUGCUUCCAAGUCGUCUCUCUGAUGAGGUCCCUGGCCCAGGGAGGCCGCACUAUCAUCUGCACCAUUCACCAGCCCAGCGCCAAGCUCUUUGAAAUGUUCGACAAGCUGUACAUCCUGAGCCAGGGCCAGUGCAUCUUCAAAGGGGUGGUGCCCAACCUCAUUCCCUACCUGAAAGGGCUGGGCCUGCAUUGCCCCACCUACCACAACCCGGCUGACUUCAUUAUUGAAGUGGCUUCAGGCGAAUAUGGAGACCUCAACCCAUUGCUGUUUCGUGCCGUCCAGAAUGGGCUGUGCACCAUGGCCGAGAAGAAGAGCAGCCCAGAGAAGACGGACUCCUCCUGCCCAGUCCCCUGCGUGACGGACGUGGAUCAUAUUGAGAGCCACACAUUUGCCACCAGCACCAUGACCCAGUUCUGUAUCCUCUUCAAGAGAACGUUCCUGUCCAUCAUGAGAGACACGGUCCUGACCCACCUGCGGUUCAUGUCCCACAUCUGCAUCGGGGUGCUCAUCGGGCUACUCUACCUGCACAUCGGCAACGACGCCAGCAAGGUCUUCAACAACACCGGCUUCCUCUUCUUCUCCAUGCUCUUCCUCAUGUUCGCCGCCUUGAUGCCCACGGUCCUCACAUUUCCUCUGGAGAUGUCUGUGUUCCUGAGAGAGCACCUGAACUACUGGUAUAGCCUAAAGGCCUAUUACCUGGCCAAGACCAUGGCAGAUGUGCCCUUCCAGGUGAUCUGCCCCAUAGCCUACUGCAGCAUUGUGUACUGGAUGACAGGCCAACCCCCAGAGGCCACGCGCUUCCUCCUCUUCUCCGCCCUCGCUACCUCCACCGCCCUGGUGGCACAGUCCCUGGGGCUUCUGAUUGGAGCAGCCUCCACCUCCUUGCAGGUGGCCACGUUCGUGGGACCGGUCACUGCCAUCCCCGUCCUGCUCUUCUCAGGCUUCUUCGUCAGCUUCAAGACCAUCCCCAUGUACCUGCAGUGGACCUCGUAUGUCUCCUAUGUCAGGUAUGGCUUCGAGGGCGUCAUCCUCACCAUCUACGCCAUGGAGCGUGAGGACCUGGAGUGUCGGGAGACUCCCUGUCCCUUCCAGAAUCCCAGCAGGAUCCUCCAGGAGCUGGACGUGGAAGAGGCCAAACUCUACCUGGACUUCAUCAUCCUGGGCAUCUUCUUCCUCGUUCUGCGGCUCCUGGCCUACCUGGUCCUCAGGUACAAGGUGAAGUCUGAGAGAUAAAGAGGCCAUUGGGGCCCGAUGCCUUUCCCAGACCUGAUCUGCCACAGCAUGGACAUUCCCAAAGGGACUCUUGGUCUCUGAGGAUGUGGGACCACAGGGGAGGCAUCGGGGAGGUGGCGGCCAGUCCUGGCUCAGUCGAGAAGGUUUUUUGGGACAUCUCGGAACUGUUUUAACCUUUCCACACUCUUCAUCGCAAAUGUUUUGUACUGCCCUGGAAUGCCUCAUUCUCUCCCCUGGAGCCACAUCAUCAGAUGGAUCUUGGAUUCCUUCCUCCACCCUGUGCCCCAAACCACCACCUCAGGACACCGAUGGAGGCAGUUGUCUUCCAAGCCAGAGAAAGAGAGAGCAGCCUGCCAAGGCUUUGCCGUCUGGGGGAGGGAGGUUGCACCGGUCUGAACCCAGUUUACCUCCCGCAAAGCACAGUUUUGUAGCACAGUGUGUAGUGCAGUUUUUUAACUUGCCUGCGAGUCGAUGUCCAGUAGCAUGUGUAUCUAUAUUCAGAAGAAAUCAGAAGACAACAAUAGGCUACGUGGCAGAAGGCUUUCGUGUUUACCUUAGCCAUAGCAACAGCCAAUGCCAUCGCCCCUGUCUUUUUUGUAAAGUUCCCUUUUUCUUAUGGAAAAAACAAAACCAAACGACAACUCAGCUGCACUUAGUACAGGAACAAGUACUGCAGCUCUGGAGGGAUGCAGGUAGAUCAGGCCUCUGCAUUUAGGAUUUGGCAGGAUGUAAUAUUGGUAGAAACAUUUCACUGAAAUUUUUUUUAAAUGUUUUUUCGGGAGGUGGGAGAGUUCCCAGCCCUGCUGGGUUUGCCACCAGGGCCCUGCUGUGUUGGACUACUGCAUGAGACCCAGGGAAUGAUGACGCAGACCAGGCUAGCCAUGAAUUGAAAGUGACCAGUCUCAUAGAAUCAUAGAAUAUCAGGGUUGGAAGGGACCUCAGGAGGUCAUCUAGUCUAACCCCCUGCUCAAAGCAGGACCAACCCCCAGACAGAUUUUUACCCCAAUUCCCUAAAUGGCCCCCUUUCCUUGGAAGCUGAGUAAAUGGUGGAAAGGUAAGGGGCAGAUUCUCCAUUCUCUUAUGCUGGUGUGAAUGGGAAGCAGCUGCUUGAAGCCAGCGGAGUUAGGUUGGGUUGAGAGAAGGAUCUGGCCCAGUGACUGACCUCAGUGGAGUGGCUGAUCCAAUGUGAAAUCAGAAUCAGUCCCUAAGGGCCCACUGCUGCAGAUCACAUGGGUCUGAUUCUCCCAGUUCACCUGCACUUUGCACCGUCACUUACACCUGCACACAAAUGCUGCCGAAUCAGAGCAGAGGUGUGCUUUGCACAAGUGUAAAAUGACGACGCAACGUGUCGGGCAUUAACGAACCAGCCCCAUUGAGGUUAGCAGGAUGUGUGUGUGCCCUGAGGAGCAUGAAAGGUGAAAAGUAAAGGGCCACUCCUUUGUGUUAAUAACCCCCAGUCUUGUUACAAUGCAGGGAAGGACAUUUUCAUUUGUGGCUGAUAAUGGGACAAUGCCGCUUUUACAGUUUGGCCUUGCAGCUGAAGCCCUGAAUAGAUGUAGACAACAAAUUUCAAAACCUCCCUGAGCUCCCUAAUCAGUAGCAGAAAACAGGCACAGAAUUAAACACCCCCAGUGUGUUUGUGUUCAGCCCGAAACAGUGUUUACCGUGUGUAGCAUGUUGUGUACAGAGCAUUUUGCAGGAAGACAUUUAGCUGGCGUAAACCGGCAUAGCUCCAGUGGCUGCAGUGGAGCGAUGCUGAGUCAUGUCAGCUGAGGGUCUCCCCUUGUAUGAGCUAAUUUAUUUCGGUGUACACCUGAAGUGGCGGCUCUGUGAAGCUCUAGGUAUUUAAAACAUGGUCUGUAGCUAUAACUGGCAAGUAACUUGUAGCAGAGGGAAUUUCAGGGGGAGGGGAGAAAAGAAGAUGAUUUCAGCUGAGAUUUGGGAAGAACUGGGAGGCACAGAGCAGAACUAUUUGAAAGCAAUUCCUCCCAUCUUUGACAUGCCAAGGCUUGAGUUCAAUAUGCCACAUUUCCUCUGCAGUAGCUGACAAGCCAUUGUCCAAAGCAGAGUGUUUUCCUGUGCUGCGUAAAGCAUUUGCAAUGCCUGCAAUCAAAGCACCUUGCCCUGCUGGGAGCGGGUCAGGUCUUGCAUGCUAAUCAGAGUCAGGCCUGGUCACUAUUUGGAUGGGAGUGGUGUUGGAGGGUCAAUAGGAGCUGUUCUUCCCUUUAGAGGCCAUACAGAGCCCAUGGUGCCAUGAGGCGGAGCUUGUAGUCAAAGAGGUGUCCUUCAGAUGAGCCUUGAAGUCCAGGCCCUACAAACUGCAGUCUUGUGGCUUCUUUGUCAAUCAGGGCGUUAGCCUUGGAGUCCUGGCCAAAUUCCAGCUCAGGUUUCCCUUCCCUAAAGUCCUUAGCAGUUGCA